AUGACGCGUAGGAAUGGGCGAGUAGAAAAGUCCGACCCAGCAGGCAUGGCGUCCGCGUCCAAUGCGCCGGACGCCAAGGACGGCUACAGCGGGGGUGCUGCUCUCCCUGCUGUUUCCUCCACCUCAUUCAACUCUGUUAGCUCUAUGGACAGCAGCCUCGCGGAAGCACAGUCGCACCGCCAACCCCGAGACGCCAUGACAGCGGCGGGGUGGGAGCGGGAGCGGGAGCGGGAGCGGGGGGGCGGCGGGUCGUCGGCGGGGAGAGCGCACGUGGAGCAGGCGAUGCAGCUGCGGGACGCGAUCGAGAAGAAGGUCGCGCGCAAAGAGGCCGCGCUCAAGGAGUGCAUGCGCGAGCUGCGGCGGGUGCGCGAGGAGCAGGCGCGGCGCAUCCAGGAGGCGAUCGCGGAGAAGACGCGCGAGUGGGAGGCGCAGUACGGGGAGCUGGAGGCGCGGCUCAAGGGCAUGGACGAGCAACUGGCGGAAGCGAGCGCGGAGAUGGAUGCGAUGCAGGUGGUGCUGGAAGAUAGGCAGAUUCUCAUUAGUGAUCUAGAACGGGAGAUGCAGCGGUUGAAAGAUGUCGCGGAUGAGGCGGAGGCGGAGAAGCGGAGGCUGGGGGGUAGGGUUAAGGAGUUGGAGGGGAGAGGGGGAGCGGGGGUGGGGGGAGAGGGGGAUGGCGGUGCGGAGGUGCGCGGGUUGAGGGAGGAGGUUGAGAUGUGGAGGAGGAGGUGGGAGGAGAGGGAGGUGGAGGGGAGGCGGAUGGAGGAGAGAGUGAGGAGGUUGGGGGAGGAGGAGCGGGCGCGGGAGGGGGAGGUGAGAGCGGCGGAGGAGGAGGCGGAGGGGUGGAGGAAGAGGUGGGAGGAGGCGGAGGGGGAGUUGAAGGCGGAGAGGAGGCGCGCGGAGGAGGCGGGCGCGGAGAGGGAUGAGCGGGACGCGACGCUGCGGGUGAUGCGCGGACAGGUGGAGCAGUGGAAGCGGCGGUAUGAGGAGACGGAGGAGAGCGCGGGGGAGCUGCGGGAGAAGCUGCGGCGGAUGGAGGCGGAGAUAGAGGAGCGGAGGGCGCAGGCGGCGGAGGAGGAGCGCGCACAGGCGGAGAGGCGGGAAAGCGUGAGGCGGGAGGGGGAAGUGGAGGAGGAGGCGCGGAGAGGGGAGGCGGAGAAGGAGUUGGCGCGGCUGGGGGAGAGGUGCGCGGAUCUUGACGAGAUGGUGAGGCGCGCGGAGGGGGAGCGGGAGGAGGCGCGGAAGGAGGUUGUGCGCGCCAAGGGGGAGCGGGACGGGAUGGCGGACGUGCGGGAUAGGAUGGUGGCGGAGUGGGAGAGCAUGCGAGUGGAGCUGCAGCGCGCGCAGGAGGAGGGGGGGAAGCUGCGGGAGGAGGUGGAGAGGGCGGAAGAGGGGAGGCGGAAGGUGGAGGAGCAGAUGGAGGCAGCUGUGCGGGAGAGGGAGAGAGUGAGGGCGGAAGUGAGUGGGGAGAGAGGCGAGGAGGAGGAGCGGUUGAGAGCGGUGAUGGAAGAGCGGGACGAGUUAAGGGAGGAGGUGCAGCAGCUGAAAGAGGAGUGGGAUGCGAUGAGGGUGGAGCGAGAGAGUGCGGGGAAAGAGAGGGAGGAGGUGCGGGAGAGAUUGAGGAGAAUGGAGGCGGAGGAAAGGGAGAGGGUGCAGGGGGAGAAGGAAGAGAGGGAGAAGCUUGAGGAGGAGGUUGCGAGGGUGAGAGAGGAGUGGGAGCGAGUGAGGGAGGAGAGAGACGGGCUCCGAGACGAGGUGGAGGGACUGAUGCGAGUGAGGGACAGAGAUGAUGGGGAGAAAGAGGGAGUGAGGGAGGUGAAGGAAGUGCUGAACAGGGAGAGGCAGGAAUGGGAAGGCGAGCGUGCGCAAUGGAAGAGCAAGGCGGAGGAGUGGGAGCGGGAGAACGAGAAGUGGGCGGAGGAGAGGCGUGCGUUGGAGGAGGAGGUGGAGAGAGUGAAUGGGGAGUUGGGACGAGCGCAGGAGGAGAGGGAGCGGUGGAGGGAGGCGGUGGAGCAGGGGGAGGAGGAGAAGGCGCACUUGACGCGUAUGGUGGCUGCGCUGCAGGAGGGGGAGAGUGAGGUGGCGCGGUCUGUGCGCAGGGACACUCAGAGAGACGCGCAGAGGGAGGUGGAUGCUGCGAGAGAGGAGGUGAGGCGGCUGGAGGCGGAGUGUGAGAGAGUGAGGGAGGAGUGUGAGAGAGUGAGGGGGGAGAGGGAGAGGAUGAGGGCGGAGAAGGAGGCGGCAGAAAUAGCAAUGGAGGGGGAGAGAGGGGAGUGGGAGGGGGUGAGGGAGGAGAGGGACGAGGCGAGGAGGGAGAGGGAUACUCUUGUGGAGGAGAGGGAGGCGUGGCGGAAGGAGGGAGAGGCGGUGAGGGAGGAGCGCGAUGAUGCUGUGCGGGGCAGGGAAAUGCUUCUGGCACGAGUGGCUGAACUUGAGGAGGAUAGUGGGAGGGCCGCGAGGGGUGUGGAGGAGGAGAGGGAGCGAGCGGUGAGGGAGAGAGAUCGAGCGGUGGAGGAGAGGGGGAAGGCGGAGGGGGAGAAGGAGAGGGUGUUGGAAGAGUUGGUGGUGCUGAGGGAAGAGUGUGGGAGACUGAGUGAGGAGAGUGAGCGGAUGCAUGAGGAGAAGGAGAGGUGGCAGAGGGAGAGCGAGCGAGUGAGGGAGGAGUGUGAGCGGCUGAGAGGGGAGAUUGAUGGCGUGAAGGAAGAGCUGGAUAGGCUGGGAGAGGAGUGUGAGAGGCUGCGAGAAGAGAGUGAGAGAGUGAGGGAGGAGAAUGAGCAAGUGAGGGAGGAGAACGAGCGAGCGAGGGAGGAGAACGAGCGAGUGAGGGAGGAUAACGAGGAGGUUAAGGUUGGGAUGGCGAAGGUGAGGGAAGAGAGUGAGAGAGUGAAGGAGGAGAGGGAUAGGCUGAAGGAGGAGUGCGAAGCAGCGAGGAACGAGAGGGAGUGGGCAAGGGAGGAGCGGGAUCAGGUGAAGACACUCAUGUCAGGGCUGGAGAAGAAGCAGCAGCAGCAGGAGGAGGAGAGCGAGGCGGAGGAGGGUGAGGCGCGAGAGGCAGUGCAGCGCGUGCGGGAGGAGCGGGACGCACUCAAGGGCGAGCUGGAGCGCGUGCGGGAGGAGUGGGAGGUGAUGCGCGAGGAGCGCGAGGGCAUGCAGGAGGAGCGCGACGUGAGCGUGAAGAACGCGGCGAGGCUAAUGGACGAGCUGGAGGCCGUGCAGCGCCGCGUGGCCCACACGCAGGAACAGCUCUCGGCUGUCUCCGCCACUGUUGCUCGCCUGCAGGGCGAGCUGGCGGUUGCUGAGGAGGAGCGGCGCAAGGCGGAGCGACAGGCGGAGGAGGAGCGGGAAGGGAGGGCGGAGGUGGAGAGGGAGUUGCAGCGCGUGUGUGAGGAGAAGGUGAGGGUAGAGGAGGAGGUGAUGGGGGCGAUGAGGCGGGUGAGUGAUGCGGAGGAGUUGGCGGCGCAGCACAAGGCGACUGCGGAGGUGGCUGCUGCUCUUGCGGAAGAGGCGGCUGCGAGAGCAGCGGAGCUGGAAGAGGUGAUCAAUGGGGGGGGAGUGGGUGGGGGGAGAGGGGAGAGUAGUGGCCGCGGGGAGGAUGGGCGGGACGGGCGGGAUGGGAGCGAGAGAGGAAGGGAUGGAGGAGAGGGGGGAGGAGGAGGCGGUGGAGGUGGUGGAGAGAGGGCACGGCAGGAGGCGGAGCAGCGGGCGGAGCAGCGGGAGCAGGAGCGGGAGGAGGAGGCGCAGGAGCUGGAGUGGGCGCUGCAGGAGGCGAGGGAGCGCAUAGCACAGCUGCAGGGGGACCUGGAGCAGGCGCGUGCUGAGAACGAGGCUGUGGAUGCUGAGCUGGCAGCCGUGGAGGACAUGGUGCUCCAGCUCACCGACAGCCUGGCGGAUAAGGAGCGGUUCCGCGCUGAGCUGGAGGCGGCGAAUGUGCGCGUGGUGCAGGUGGAGGGUGACGUGGCGAGCUGGAGGGAGAGAGCGAUGGGGCUGGAGAGAGAGCUGGAGGAGGAGAGGAGGAGAGCGAGAGAGAGAGAGGAGGGAGGAGGAGGUGGAUCGGGCGCUAAGAGUGGCCGGUCGCAGCGGGAAGUCGAGGCUGAGCUGGCGGCAGCGCAGGCCAGGCUGGCAAGCAUGGGCGGCGAGCUGGACACGUGGCGCGAAACAACAGCCUCACUAAACGCCAGCCUGGCAGAAGCCCAGCGGCGGAUCGAGGAGCUGGUGGCGGUGGAGGCAGAAGCGGGCGAGCUGAGCCAACAACUAGCGGAGGCGCGGGAGAGAAUAGGUGAGCUGGACGAGGCGGUGGCGGCGGUGGAGAGAGAGAAGCAGCAGGUGGAGGAGGACAUGAGCCAGACGCGCACCGCAUUCACUGAGGUGGCUGCUAAGGUGAUGCACACCAUGCAGCAUAAUGAAGAGCUGAAGCUGGAGUUAGCUGCGAUUAAGGCGCACGGGGGAGCGGGAGGGAAGGGGAGGUUGAUUGAGGGUGGGGGUGGGGAAGGGGAUGGAGAUGGGGAAGGGGGUCAGGCGCUGGCGCUGGUUUCGAGGCAGGGUGGUGGGUCGCUGGGGGAGCGGCAGAGCAGCAGUGGCAGCCGCGGCAGCGGCACCGGUGGCACCAGAGCUGGUGCGAAGACUGCUGCUGGUGGUGGUGGUGGUGGCAGUGGGGUUGGAGAGAGGAGCUCUGGCGAGGUGGAAGCACUGGAGAAGCAGGUGGAGGAACUGAGAGCAGCAGCGAGAGAGAUGGAGGCGGCAGCAGCAGGCGCGAGCAGCUGGGCGCGCGAGGUGGAAGCUCGUCUGGUAGAGGAGAGCGCAGCGCGGGAGGCAGCAGAGGCGGAGGCGGCGCGUGCCAAGGCGGAAGUGGGGCUGGUGAAGAUGCGGUUAGCAGCAGCAGUGGAGCGAGCGAGCGUGCUGGAGGGGUGCUUACUGGAGACGGAGCAUAGAGUGUCGGAUGUGAGGAGGAACAUCAUCUCUGCGCAUCACCGCAAGAUGGCUGCGGAUAUGGAGCAAGCACUCUCCGCUGCUGCCAGUGUUGGGGUUGGCUCUAGUGGUGCUGGUGGUGCCAGGGGCGCUGGCUCGAAUCUGCUGGCGCUGCCUGCUCCGCCUGCCUCCUCUGCCCCGACCGCUGCUGUAGGAGCAGUGGCAGGCGGGGGCGCAGGCGAGUCGCCGUCCGUUGUAUCUGCACCGGCUGUGGCUGUCUCCCCGGGGGGUGGUGGCUCUUCCAUGCAUGCUGCUGGUGCCGCCGCAUCAGUACCGGCAGCACCAGCGGCGUCCCUGUCCUCCUGCUCUUCCGAUGCCAACACUCCCCGUGAUGAGCCGCUACCAGCGCCAACACCAUCCUCAUCAGCACUCUCAGCAGCAACAGCAGCGCCGGGCCUGGGAACCAUGGUCCCAUCAUCAGCAGCAGCCUCGGCAGCAGCAGCAGCAGCAGCAGCAGCCGGAGCAGCGGGGGUGGCAGAAGCAGCAGCGGCAGCAGGAGUGGCGGCAGUGGAUGUGGCGAGUAUAAACGGGCGGCUGAUGGCACUGGUGGAGGAGCUGCAGGCAGAGAAGGCUGAGAGGCAGGCCGCUGUGUCCAUGCUGCAGCACCAAAUGCACCAUGGCAGCUUCUGCCUUCCAACCACUGCCCCAUCGCAAUCCGGCCCUCUGCCCUGCAUGUUCUCUCGUCACCAUGUGUGCGCCCCUGUCUCCCCCGCUGCAGGCUGUCCACGUGCUGUGGUCUGCUACAAAGAUAAGAUUCUCCUCGGCUUUACUCUCGCUCUGCCCUACCCUACCCUACACUUGCUCUGCACCCCCUCUUGCUGCCCCUUCCUUGCUGCCCCCCGUCUUCCUGCCCCUACCUUUGCUGCCGAUCCCCGUGCUGACCUUUUGCCGCUGCUCCUACUCUUGUUCCCCCCUCUACUUGUGCGCUCACCCUUCCUGCCUCAUGUGCCUGUCUCCCUGUUCACCACAUCUGGUAUCCGCAAGCGGCAGUCGGCAGGCACAUCCACGUUCUACACAACAUCGCCCCUCCUGCAUCACAACCCCAACAACCCCAACUCGCCCUUCUUCCUCCACCCCUACACCCACUCCUCCAUCCUCCCCUCCUCCGCCCUUGCCCACGACCCUCACAUGAGGCCCUUCUUUCUCCCUGCAUCCCCUGCUGCUGCCGACGCCUCCUCGCUCCUUCACCCGACAGGGGGGUCAACAUCCCUCUCUGCUUCAGCUGCUGCCGCUGCUGCUGCUGCAUCAGCAGGGAAUGGCGCUGACAUGGCACUGGCAGUGCCAGGUGGCAUGGGGUCGUCAGCGCUGCUUGCCUCGCUGGCAGCUCAGAGGGAAGCCCAGGGUGGGGGUGCAUCUGGAUCGUCCAUCUUGAUUCACCAACAGCAGCAGCUACAGCUACAGCAGCAGCAGCAGCAGCAGCAGCAGCAGCAGCAGCAGCAGGGGAGGCAGCGAGCAGCAUCACCCACAUCUCGGAUCCUCUUCCCAGAUGCCUCCUCUCCUGCUUCUGCCUCCACUGCACCACCUCAAACCACCACCACAGGCCGUGGCGCCGUGCGUGGUACGGCCAGCCCUGGUGGCACUGGCACCGCACUGCACCGCACUGCAGGCGCCACUGGCUCGGGCAACAGCAGUGCACGGGGAGGUGCGGACUCCAGGGGACUUAGAGGCGCCACUGCAUCCUCUGCUGCUGCUGCUGGGACGGGCAGCAGCAGGCGAAGCACAACACCAGGGAGAAGCACAGGCAGUGCGGGUGGGGGUGGUGGUGCAGGUGGUGCAGGGAACGGUGUGGGGCCUGGGCACGCUCGUAGGACCGCCUCCCAGCCCAUGGCAUCUUCAUCGCAUCUCCAAUCGCAGCAGCAGAGAGCACGGCGGAAUACAACACCGGAAGUAGCAGCAGGGGGGGGCACAAGCAGCAGCAGUGGCGCUGCAGCGGAUCGCAGCCGCCUGUCACCGUCCCCGUCACCACGAGCAUCGGCAUCAGCAUCAGGCUCGGCACCAGCCUCGGCACCAGGCUCGGCAGCAGCAUCGGCAUCAGCAGCGGUGCAAGGGCCUGGUGUGCGGCGGGACUUUUUCACAUCAAUGGAUUCAUUAGUGGAGCGCAUGGAGCGAGACGAGGCCUCUGAUACUGACAGCUCCUUCACCCGCACUCUCUCCGUCGCCUCCUCCUCCCUCCACACCGACCCCCACACUGCUGCUGCCGCUGCCGGUGCUGCGUAUGCCAGGGCGAAUGGAAGCGGCAGCAGUGGAGGGGCGAUAAGCCCUGGUGCGACUAGGCUGGGUGGAGUGAUGGAAGGUGUGGGAGGGUCAGGGUCGCUGGUGCCAGCUGCUGGCUGGGCCGGCCCGCCUGGCAGCAGGGCAAGGCCGAUAGGGUCGGGAGGAAUAGGCUCUGGGAGGGCGGCAGGGGUUGGCGGGGGUGUGGCAGCGGCAGGCGAGUGGUCGGGUGGGAGGGGUGGGGCGGGAGUGCGUGGGAAUCGAGGUGGGGUUGGGGGUAAUGCUGGUGUUCGAAGUGGUGGUGGUGGGUCUUUGGGUAAGUAA
Messenger RNA from Closterium sp. Naga37s-1, 7497 nucleotides. Lineage: Eukaryota; Viridiplantae; Streptophyta; Zygnematophyceae; Desmidiales; Closteriaceae. The record is from the annotation of a GenBank genome assembly.